Messenger RNA from Coregonus sp. 'balchen', 594 nucleotides. The record is from the annotation of a GenBank genome assembly. NCBI's taxonomy places the organism in Eukaryota, Metazoa, Chordata, Actinopteri, Salmoniformes, Salmonidae.
GCUCGGCCUAAAGGGGAAGGCCUGACCCCGUAUCAGGGCAAGAAGAGGUGUUUCGGGGAAUACAAGUGCCCUAAAUGCAAGAGGAAGUGGAUGAGCGGGAACUCCUGGGCCAACAUGGGACAAGAAUGUAUGAAGUGCCACAUCAACGUUUACCCUCAGAAGCAGGUAAAUAUUUCAAUUUUUUAUUUCCUAUCCAUGAUAUUAGCCUGGUCUCAGAUCUGUUUGUGCUGUCUUGCAUAUGGGUCUACAUAUGAGACCAGGCUACCAUGACCAUCCAACUGUUCUAUUGGCUCAAGGACAAAGCACAUUAUUUCAACUGAUUGUUGUUUAUUACUGAUCUCUAAACUACUACUUAACAGUUUCUAAACUGCUUAUAAAGCCCUUAAUAAAUCCUAUAAAUAUCUGUGGCCAGGUCUCCCUUGUAAAAGAGGUCUUCGGACCUCAAUGGGACCUGGAUAAAUAAAAGGUUGAAUACAUUUGUGUUUGAAAUAGCUUUAAUGUAAAGUGUGUUACCUGUGUUUCUCUGUGUAGAGACCUCUGGAGAAGCCUGAUGGUUUAGAUGUUUCGGACCAGAACAAGGAACAUCCACAGCAU